Molecule: messenger RNA, 5360 nt
Organism: Populus nigra (black poplar)
Lineage: Eukaryota; Viridiplantae; Streptophyta; Magnoliopsida; Malpighiales; Salicaceae
Product: auxilin-like protein 1
Exons: 8
Coding region: 180-5159 (1659 amino acids)
Biological process (GO): clathrin-dependent endocytosis; clathrin coat disassembly
Cellular component (GO): vesicle; cytoplasm; intracellular membrane-bounded organelle
Molecular function (GO): clathrin binding
Source: RefSeq, a predicted model, not a curated record
CAAUAUUUUUUCUCCUUUCACGUCUUCUCUCUCGUGUCUGACUCUGCGAAAACUAUCUACAGAGAAAGACCAAACCGUUUCUCUCAGAGAAGACCAAAACCAAAAACAAAAGUUAAAACCAAACCUAAACAAAAGCAAAACGCGUAAAACCUAAACUAAUACCCUCUCUGUCUUUGUGAAUGGAGCACCAGCAAGUCUCCUCUGUCUCUGCUGCUGCUCCGUUUUCAAAGAAGUUUAGUUAUGACCGUGGACAUGGCGGAAAGCAUGUGUACGACGGCGUUUUUAGUGGCGGUGGUGGUGCAGUGAAGCUCGGGGCUCGAGUGUUGGAUUAUAGAGAGAUAUUUGGUGGGACUGCUGCUACUGCUUCAUCGAUUCCGAUUCUUGAUGUCCCCGAGCUGAAUGAGAACAGUAAGGUCUCUUCUUUUGGUGCACAAAGGGCUGAUUACGCCACGAUUUUCGGUGGUUUUGGAGAUGAUGAUUUUGGUUUGCUUCACGAAGAACUCUUUGCUAAACGAAAGAAAGUCAAGAGUUCUAUCAAUGGAACUCGGUCUCUAGCCGAAGCAAGGUCGCGGAAUGCCGGGUCAAAACAUUCUAAUGUCUCAAAAGAGCAAAAAGAUUCAUCACCUGAAGCACCAUUCCAGUCGAUUGAUGGUGUAAAACUGCUUAACGUGUCUUAUAAUAAAAGCAACCCAGGGAACAAAAAUGGGACAAAUGGAAUGACACGUGUUGCUCAACUUCAUGCAGUUCCUGGCUAUACUUUUCUAGUUGAUGAAAUCACCCCCUCAAAGAUGACUGAAGGUGGCAAGCCAGCACGAUCAGUCCUAAAUGAUUCUCAUCUCAAUGCUAAUGUUGGUAAGAGUGUGAAGGAAGACACAGCUCGCAGGAAAGCUGUGUCAGGUCCACAACCCAGAAUUGCUGACACAAAUAGUUUUAGAAGUCCCGCUGAGUUUCAGAAGAAAUCAAGUCGAAAUAGAUCCAUUUCGAAUGAUAUGCCUUUUGAUGCGUUUGAAAUUGGCCUAGGCAGACGUCCACCUUCAAGCUCACCAACUAAUUCCAGCUAUAAUAUUGGUGGCACCGAUAUAUCAAAGAAUUCCAAGUUUGGAGUUUCUAGAAAUGAUGCUUCUAGAGGUGCAGAUUUACCAGCUUCUUCUGAUGAGGAAAUGGAUGCAAAUUCAGAUGCUGCUGCCUCAGCAGCUGCACUUAGAAAGGCAAUAGAGGAGGCUCAAAUGAAGAUUAAAAUUGCAAAAGAAUUGAUGGAAAGAAAGAACGAAGGGUUUCAAAAUCGUGCAAAGACAGGCUUUAAUAAAAGCUGGAAAGCUCAGAAGAGCGAGGUUAAAACUGAAGAAAGAUUAAAAAGAUCCAAUGAGCUGGUGGAUCGGGAAAUGCGUGAAAAAGAGGAUACUGCAAAGCAAGAAUUCACUGGCGUAUCAGAGGGUAAUGUGUCAAAAGCAAGCCAACUAACUCCAGAUUUUGGAGAUGAGAAGAAAUCUUCUUUUGCUAAUAAUGCUGCUGGAGAAACACACAGCAAGGAAUCCAAGUCAACUAGAACAGAUAAUAGGCUGGAAGCUGAAGACUGGGAAUCAACAGAAGAGUUUUUUGAAGCUGCGGACUAUGAGGAUAUCAGGGACAUGCCAUCAGAAUUUGAGCAGUCAGACAAUGCAGAGAAAAUGGCAUCAUAUAAUCAUGAAAAUAAAUGGAGCGAGAAGAUGACUGCAGAAGAAAAAUUAAAAAAGCCAGAGGAGUGCACUGAGGAAGUUUUUAAUGAGGACAAGGUCGAGAGAGAACUAAAUUCAAUGGUAGGAGCAUUUCAGUGGAAUUUAUAUGCAAACUUUGUUAAGCCAUCACAAGUUUGCCAUCAGGAAGAAAAUGAAAUCAAAACGAGAAUUUCUAAUAACCAUGAAGAAACUUAUCAAACACCUACAGUCUCUGAUGAAUGGAAAGACUGUGAAACUGUGCUGGAAAAUCUUCACCAACCUGAAGAAAACGUAAAACUUCCAGUCCAGGAGUUGGAUGAAAAUGAAGAUAUGAAGGAACUAAAAGAUGCUCAGGACUGGGUCGAAACCAAGAAGAAACAAAGGGAGGCAUUGGAUCACAAGGAAACGGAUAAUAGAUCAGAUGAAGUUUCUAUCAGGGAGGAGAAUGACAGAGACCUUGAUCAGAUAUAUGAGAAAAAACAAAAUGUGGAGGGACAGCAAGAAGAACGGGACAGGGUAGAAUGUGAAAUGAAACAAGGAGGUUGGAACCUAGAAGAAUAUGCGGAGAAACUAAAUGAUUUGCACAGGGGAGAAAUAUCAGGCGAUGAUGGUGAGACAGAAGAGAGUGAGAAGCCAGAAAAACUAGUGGAUGAUGAGGAGAUACUAAAAAAAAAUGAUCAGAUGAAUAAACCUGAAGAAAGCACGAAACUUCCGGUCCAUGAGUUGGAGGAAAAUGAAGAUAUGAAGGAACUAAAGGACUGGGUGGAAAUCGAGAAGCAACGAAGGGAGGCAUUAGAUCAUAAGGAAACAGAGAAUAGAUCAGAUGAAGUUCCUAUUAGGGAGGAGAAUGACAGAGGCCUCAAUCAGAUGUAUGAGAAAGAAGAAAAUGUGGAGGGACAGCAAGAAGAAUGGGACAGGGUAGAAUGUGAAAUGAAACGAGGUUGGAACCUAGAAGAAUACGAGGAGAAACUAAAUGAUUUGCACAGGGGAGAAAUAUCAGGCGAAGAUGGUGAGACAGAAAAGAAUGAGAAGCUGGAUAAACUUGUGGAUGAUGAGGAGAUACUAAAAAUAAGUGAUCAGAUGAAUGGACCUGAAGAAAACACAGAACUUCCAGUCCAGGAGUUGGAGGAAAAUGAAGAUAUGAAGGGACUAAAAGAUGCUCAGGAUUGGGUGGAAACUGAGAAGAAACAAAGGGAGGCACUAGAUCAUAGGGAAACAGAGAAUAGAUCAGAUGAAGUUCCUAUUGGAGAGGAGAGCAACGGAGGCCUCGAUCAGAUAUAUGAGAAGAAAGAAAACAUGGAGGGACAGCGAAAAGAAUGGGACAGGGUAGAAUGUGAAAUGAAACAAGGAGGUUGGAACCUAGAAGAAAAUGAGAAACUAAAUGACUUGCACAGAAGAGAAAUAUUAGGCGAAGAGGGUAAGAUAGAAGAGAGUGAGAAGCCAGAAGAACUCAUGGAUGAUGAGGAAAUAAUCAAAAAGAGUGAUCAGAUGAAUGAAACUGAGAAUAGAGAAGAGAAGGCACACGAAGGGAUAGAAACUGAGAGGAUAAGAUCCAAGAGUUGCCUGGGGGAACAAGAUGAGAAGACCAUGGAAGUGACUGAACAGGCCUUAAGAUACGAGGGGGACAAUCUUGAAAUGGCCGAGGAUGCAAAUGAGCAGUGUGAAAAUGAGAACCUGGGUGGGAGUGACAAUGCCUUGGGAUGUAAAAUAAACUUUGCUUUUGGGGAUUUAAAGGCAGAGGUACUUACUGCCAAGGAGAAUGGAAGGGUAAUGGGGGUAACUGAAUCUUCCCCUCUAUUACAAGGGACUGAGAAGGAGUCAGAGGCAGUUGAAGAUGCGAACAACCUGGAGCAACAGAAUUGUGAAAUUGCAGGCCUCACUCAAGGUUUCAUUGGACUCGAUAGGAUUAAGAAGCACACUGCAGAUGUGACUGAGGCUCGUCUUAAUGGAGAAAAUGGGAUAUAUUUAGGUGAAAGUGACAUUAACUUUGAUGACAAGCAAAAUGAGCAUCAUGUGACAGAAUACAAGAACAUGUCCAAUCAGGAAAAAUGCUUUGAAGAAGUAACUAAUGAAAUGGAUGAUAAUGGUAAUGUUGAUAUCUGUGAACCUGAAGUUGGCACGGAUAAUGAAGAAAGUGAGAAAAGUUCGAUAUCAUCUCACAAUGAAAGAUGGUCCAGUGACGAGACAGAAUCACUUCAUGAUCCAGAGUGUUGUGUUGAAGAAGCUGCUCACGAAUUGGGAGAAAAUAAUAAUGAUGUCAAGGAGUCUGAAGUUGCAACAAAUCAUGAAAAAGACAAGAAUUCUUUUGAAUCUUCUGAUGAAGAUAGAUGGGUAGGUAAUGGUGUAGAUACUGAAGCAAGUCAGCAACCUAUAUUCGAAGGGCAAGGGAAGACCACAGAGAUAUCCUUGGAAGAGGAACCGAACCAAAGCACCAGCAAGAAAGAGGAGAAUCAUUGCAAGAAUCCAGCAAUAGAAGAGAAGGAAGCUGAAGAUAAUUUGCAAAGGAAAUUGGAGGUGGAGAAGAAACACUUCAGUAAAAAGGAAGAAGUAAAAGUGAGGGAAAUAGAAAGAGAAAAAGAGAGAAUAGCUGUCGAAAGGGCAAUACAAGAAGCUCGUGAAAGGGCUUUUGCAGAAGCCCGAGAAAGGGCUGCUGUCAAGAGAGCAGCUGCAGAAGCUCAUGAAAGGUUAAAGGCUGAGGUCAGAGAAAGGCUAGGGAAGGCUCUUCUAGAGGCCAAUAAUAAGUUGGCAGCUGAGAAGGCCUCAUUUGAAGCCAAACUAAAAGCUGAACGUGCUGCAGUAGAGAGGGCAACCGCAGAGGCCAGGCAGCGUGCCCUUGAAAAAGCUUUGUCUGAGAAGGUUGCUUUUAAAGCAAGAAAUCAGGCUGAAAAGUCUGCAGCUGAGAGAUUUUCAAGCAUUUCAAAAGAUAAUGGGAUGAAUUCCAGACAGGAUAAACAAUGCAAUGACCCAGGCCCUUCUAGCAGUUCAAGGUAUCCAGGCUCUUCAAAUCAUGGUGAAAGAUUUAAUGGAGGUAAUGGUGAAUCUGCUCCAAGGAAUAAAGCCACAUUGGAAAGGCAUCAAAGAACAGCAGAGCGUGCGGCAAAAGCUCUCGCAGAGAAGAAUAUGCGCGAACUUCUUGCUCAGAAAGAGCAGGCAGAAAGAAAUAGACUGGCAGAAACUUUGGAAGCUGAUGUCAAGAGAUGGUCAAGUGGGAAGGAGAGGAACUUGCGUGCUCUGCUUUCAACACUGCCAUAUAUCCUUGGCCCGGAUAGUGGCUGGCAGCCAAUUCCUUUGACUGAACUUGUGUCAAGUACUGCUGUGAAAAAAGCUUAUCGCAAGGCCACGCUAUUUGUUCACCCUGACAAGUUGCAACAACGAGGUGCAAGCAUACAGCUGAAAUACACCUGUGAGAAGGUUUUUGAUCUUCUAAAGGAUGCCUGGAACAAAUUCAGUGCAGAAGAACGGUAGACAAUGUCAAGUCUCAUCCUUACGGUUGCAUUCUCUGGAGAGAAAAUUCAUGUCCAAGUUUGCAUCCUCAAUCCUUUAGUGUAGGCAAUACACACCCACAUUUGUAUCCUUGGUCUUUAAUACUUAGGCCAUUUCUUGUAGUGCACUCAUAUGCCCAUUUAUAUGCAAUUUCAAAGCUGUCAAAAGGGGUCCUUGCUGCUA